Hevea brasiliensis (rubber tree) is the source of this 2211-nucleotide messenger RNA. RefSeq names its product lysM domain receptor-like kinase 4. NCBI's taxonomy places the organism in Eukaryota, Viridiplantae, Streptophyta, Magnoliopsida, Malpighiales, Euphorbiaceae. Bases 113 to 2038 code for a protein of 641 amino acids. The record is from RefSeq and is a predicted model, not a curated record. Gene Ontology annotation, biological process: protein phosphorylation. The transcript has a single exon. Gene Ontology annotation, molecular function: protein kinase activity; ATP binding.
CGUUUAUUUAGAAUCAUUCUUCUGAGGAAAGCCAUUCCAAAUACAACCCUACUGCUCACUCUGUAUACAUAUAUGCCAUAGACAACAUUAGAUCUUAUCUUCCCAUUUCAACAUGAGAUUCUCUUCUGUUAUCUCCAUUUUUAUACUUGCUAUUCUUGGUUUCUGGACAUUGAUUCAUGCCCAGCAGCCUUAUGAGGGAAAAGCUACAACAAAUUGUUCCAACACCGACAAUUCUGUUCUUGGAUACUCUUGCAGUGGUCUAAACAGGAGUUGCCAGGCUUAUGUUACCUUCAGAUCCCAACCUCCUUACAACUCUGUCGCUUCCAUCUCUACCCUCUUGAGCUCUGACCCAUCUCAGCUCUCUGCAAUAAACUCAGUUUCUGAGACUGCAUCAUUUGAUACAAACAAAUUGGUGAUAGUUCCUGUUAACUGCUCAUGUUCAGGUAACUAUUCUCAGGCCAACACAUCUUAUGUUGUCCAGGCAGGAGACUCUUUUUUCCUGAUUGCUAAUAAUACGUAUCAAGGCCUCUCAAAUUGUCAAGCCCUCCAGGAUCAAAACAGAAGACAAACUUCUGAAAUAUUUACUGGUGAAAGGCUCACCAUUCCUCUAAGAUGUGCUUGCCCCACAAAAAACCAAAAUGAUGCGGGUAUCAAGUAUCUAUUAAGUUACCUAGUCACCUGGAAUGAUACAGUUUCAACUAUUAGCAUCAAAUUUGGUGUGGAUACUGGGAGGAGCCUUGAAGCUAAUGGGCUUAGCGAGGAAAAUCCCAACAUUUAUCCCUUCACCACCCUCCUGAUUCCCCUGCAAAACCCACCUUCAAGUGCUCAAACAAUAGCACCACCUCCACCUCCAGCUUCACCACCGCCUCCAUCACCAUCUCCCAACUCCAACAAUAGCUCAGAUAAAACAUGGGUUUAUGUCGUUGUUGGGGUUGUAGGAGGAAUUGCCCUCAUGAUAGUCCUUGGCAUCAUUAUUUUCGUUAGAGUGUUUGGUAAAAGUAAGAAGAGAUCUGAUCUGGUUAUCGUCUCUGAAAGCUUUGAGGCACGUGAGAAACCCCUCAACAAGAAGUCGGAUGAAGAAUCUCAGGACUUCUUGGAGAGCAUAUCUAGUAUAGCUGAAUCCAUUAAAGUUUACAAGUUCAAAGAACUGGAAACUGCGACAGAUAAUUUCAGCCCCAGUUGUUGGAUUAGCGGAUCUGUUUAUCGUGGCUUAAUUAAUGGUGAUUAUGCUGCGAUUAAGAAAGUGAGUGGUGAUGUUUCAAAGGAGAUAUAUUUAUUGAACAAGAUCAACCAUUUUAAUCUUGUUCGCCUCUCUGGUGUUUGUUUCAGUGACGGACAUUGGUUUCUGGUUUAUGAAUAUGCUGCAAAUGGACCAUUGAGUGAUUGGAUUUGUAACACCAACAAUGAUGGGAAGUUCUUAAAUUGGACGCAGAGAGUACAGAUUGCUUUGGAUGUGGCAACAGGGCUUAACUAUCUGCAUAGUUUUACUAGCCCUCCUCAUGUGCACAAGAAUAUAAAAAGUAGUAAUGUUCUUCUUGAUAGUGAGUUCAGGGCUAAGAUUGCAAAUCUUGCCAUGGCAAGGUCAGCAGAAGGGCAGGAAGGUGAAUUUGCAUUGACAAGGCACAUUGUUGGAACAAAAGGUUACAUGGCUCCUGAGUACUUGGAACAUGGUCUGGUCUCCACAAAGCUUGAUGUCUAUGCAUUUGGGGUUCUUAUGAUGGAGAUAGUUUCUGGGAAAGAGGUUGAUGCUUUAUACACAGAGGAAGAUAUGAACUUAUCAGAUGUGUUAACCGACGUUCUUUCUAAGGAAGAUGGACAGGAGACUCUGAGGAAAUUCAUUGAUCCUUCCAUUCAAGGGAAUUAUCCUUUGGAACUCACUGAUCUUGUGAUGAGAUUGAUUGAUAGAUGCUUGAAUAAAAAUCCGGCAGAUCGUCCAUCCAUGGAUGAGAUCACGCAGUCUCUCUCAAGAAUCUUGACCACUUCACUCAAUUGGGAAUCAUCCAACGUUCCAGGGUACCAGUUCAGCAGGAGCUCUUGACAGCAAGUUAUUUAAAAUGAAUGCUUUCACUUGUAAGUUUUGCUUUAUGCCUUUUUAGACUUUUCUGUAUUUGUUCUUCCUUUGUCAGGUAAUAUAAUAAUAUCCAAGAUUGUAUUGUAAAAUUCUUUUGUGUAAGUAUUUCAGAUAUAUAGUGACAUUUGAAAAUUCCAAUA